AUGAACAAGGAAUUGGCAUCCACAUUCUUAUCGAGUAUCAACCAUGAACGCGAACAAGACAUUCAAAUAACUUCUCGACUGUUGACAACGCUGUCUAUUCAACAAUUGGUGCAAAACGGCCUGGCAAUAAAUAAUAUACAUCUAGAAAACAUAAGGUCUGGCCUUAUUGGUAAACUGUACAUGGAACUAGGGCCCAACUUAGAAAUCAAUGACAAAAUCAGAAGAGGCGACAUCAAGAUAGGCGACAUUGUUCUGAUACGACCCGCCAAGACCAAGACCAAGACAAAGGCCAAGGCCAAAAAGGCAACUGAAGACUCCAGUGAGGACCAAGCGGAAUGUUCAGGUGUCAUUUACAAAAUGAAUGACACCCAAAUCACCAUAGCUUUGGAAGAGUCUCAAGAAGUCGUUGCCACCACGUUCUACUCCUAUAGCAAACUUUACAUUUUGAAGACCACUAAUACAAUCACGUAUAAGAGAAUGGAAUCUACUAUGCGAAAGCUAUCUGAGUUCAGUUCACCAGUACAAGACAAAAUUGUGCAGUAUUUAGUGAAUGAGCGUCCUUUUAUUCCUAGCUCUAGCCAAGUCCAAAAUGUAAAGGAUUUCAUAAACCCGAAUUUGAAUGAUUCUCAGAAAACUGCCAUCAAUUUUGCCAUCGACAAUGACUUGACCAUCAUACACGGUCCUCCCGGCACGGGUAAAACGUUUACCUUGGUUGAAUUGAUUCAACAACUGUUAAUCAAAUAUCCCGAAAAGAGAAUCCUGAUCUGUGGACCUUCCAAUAUUUCCGUGGAUACUAUUCUGGAAAGAUUAACACCUCUUGUUUCUAAUAACUUACUACUAAGAAUUGGUCAUCCUGCAAGGUUAUUAGAUUCCAAUAAAAGACAUUCUCUCGAUAUACUCAGUAAGCAGAACUCUAUUGUAAAGGAUAUUUCUCAAGAGAUUGAUAACUUGAUUCAAGAAAAUAAAAAACUGAAGAACUAUAAACAGCGUAAGGACAAUUGGAAUGAAAUCAAAUUACUACGCAAAGAUUUGAAAAAAAGAGAAUUCAAGACUAUCAAAGAUUUGAUUAUCCAAUCUAGGAUAGUGGUUACCACUUUACAUGGCUCAUCAUCGAGGGAGCUGUGCUCCCUUUAUAGAGAUGACCCAAACUUCAAACUUUUCGAUACAUUAAUCAUCGACGAAGUGUCACAAGCCAUGGAGCCACAGUGCUGGAUUCCACUAAUUGCCCACCAAAACCAAUUUCACAAGUUAAUUCUUGCUGGUGAUAAUAAACAAUUACCGCCCACAAUCAAAACUGAAGACGACCGAAAAGUUAUUCACAAUUUAGAAACCACACUGUUUGAUAGAUUAAUCAAGCUUUUUCCUAAGAGGGAAAUGGUCAAAUUUCUAAACGUUCAGUACAGAAUGAAUAAAAAUAUCAUGGAAUUCCCAUCACGGUCAAUGUAUCACGGCCAGUUAUUAGCCGAUGAAACCGUGGCAAACCGACUUUUAAUAGAUUUACCCAUCGUUGACGCUACUCCAUCCGAUGAUGAUAAUGACGUUGACACGAAAUUUCCCCUCAUUUGGUAUGACACUCAAGGUGAUGAGUUCCCCGAAACUGCAGACGACGCGACCAUUCUCGGGUCCAAGUAUAAUGAAGGUGAAAUUUCUAUUGUGAAGGAGCAUAUUGAAAAUUUGAGAUCUUUAAACGUCCCACAAGAUUCCAUCGGUGUUAUUUCACCAUACAAUGCACAGGUUUCACAUUUAAAAAAACAGAUUCAUGAUGAACUGAAAUUAACCGAUAUUGAAAUAUCUACAGUGGACGGAUUCCAAGGCCGUGAAAAGGACGUUAUUAUCCUAAGUUUAGUCCGUAGCAACGAAAAAUUUGAGGUUGGUUUCUUGAAGGAAGAAAGAAGACUAAACGUCGCCAUGACAAGACCCAGGAGACAAUUGGUUGUCGUGGGCAACAUGGAAGCGCUACAAAGAUGUGGUAACAAAUAUUUAAAGAACUGGUCGGAAUGGUGUGAAGAAAACGCUGACGUAAGAUACCCUAACAUUGAUGAUUAUUUAUAA
This is a messenger RNA of Saccharomyces eubayanus, 2052 nucleotides long. It is a transcript of the gene HCS1, whose product is annotated as ATP-dependent 5'-3' DNA helicase HCS1. The coding region runs from base 1 to 2052 and encodes 683 amino acids. Gene Ontology annotation, molecular function: ATP hydrolysis activity; DNA binding; RNA binding. The record is from RefSeq and is a predicted model, not a curated record. The transcript has a single exon. Lineage: Eukaryota; Fungi; Ascomycota; Saccharomycetes; Saccharomycetales; Saccharomycetaceae.